GUUUGUGUACGUCGCCAUCUUGACAUGGCCGACACAAGCACCUGCUGAAGCAAGAUUGAGCGAGGCAGAUCAGAGUGCUGCAACUAAGAAACGAACUAACCUCUUUUAUGAUGUGAAAUAUUUACAGACAACGUGUGCAAUAGUGACGAUGGCGUGGUUGGCGAAGCGUCCUGAGACCCCCCAGAGUGGGGUGCUGCUGCAGACAGAAUACAACAUUCAGCAUCGCUCUGAUCUCCUCAUGGAGGAACAUAUCCUGAAUGUGAGGGCCACGCAGGAAGAUCUGAGGAGAGCUCUGGUGGAUCUGGAAAAUGCCAAGAUCUCAGACGAUCUGCUGGCACAAAAGGAAGUUGUACAGGAAAUUCACAACAAGUCGGAGCAACUUACUGUGGCAUUACAGGUGAUGCAGAAACUAAACCAGGAAGUGGCUUAUGCCCGCACUGACCUCGACAAUGCCCUCUACAAUGGCCACGGUGACAUCAACGCUGCCAGGAAGCGGGUCAUCUGGCUUGAGGACAAGAUGGGGGCGCUGUGCGGGAAGCAGAGGCUCAAGAGUCAACCCCUCCUGGCCCUGACAGAGCUGCCCUCACCGAGUGACGCGGGGGAUCGGGACAGCGACGACUCAGAGAGGCCACAGAUGAGUGAUGCUGGCUCUGACCAGAUGGACGGCCAUCCACUGAGUGUCUUCAACCUGCACCAUCACGACAUCACUCUCAGACCCUUUAGAACACGGUAUGGGCAGAGUGCCUCAUCUGAAGCAGGGUCACUGACGGCAGCUCUGAAGCGAGCCAAGGCUCUCCGGGAGGUGGAGCGGCGGAAGAUGGAGAUCAUACGACAAGCCACCCCCGAGCCUCUCUACAAACAUAAGCCAAUCAUAUUUGCUGAGAGCGAGGAGUCAUCAACAGAGGAAUCAUCUGAUGAGGAGCAGAGCGAAGAUGAGGCAUCCCAGCCUGAUAGUGAGGGGGGUGCCUCCAACAGCCAGGCCAGUGACCUUCACUCAGACAAGGGGGGGGAUUCGAACAGCCAGGCCAGUGACCAACAUUGUGCAUCAUCACCAACUGAGGCUGUGCCAAAAGUGGAACAGAUGCCGACCUUCCUCACUGAGGUGUCCACUCCAAAAAGCAAGGUCACCAUAGCAACCCUGCAUGAUGAGGGCGAGAAGCCCCUGACAGGCGAGGCACAGCCAGGUCACAGCCAGGAUAUGGCACAGGAGUACUGGAACUCGGAACAUCACAGGUUCGAACUGAGCGAGUUUGCGGAGGUGAUGAGGGAUGUGGAUCCACUCUCCUACCACAACGUGGGUCUGGCUGUACCAGGAACAUUCAUUGACAAAGAGGAUUCUGAAUUUGAGGAAUUGCCAUGGCGCCCCCACCGGAAGGGCAGCGAUAUAAAGGACGUCCAUCGCGUUGCCCUGGACAAACUGGCGACACGGAUCCAUGGAAUGCAGGACAAGAUGUACAGUGCCGCCAUGUUGUCUGUCAACCCGACACGCAGAAAGGCUGACGUGCCUAGGGAGGUCAGCUUCCUUCAGAGUCUGGACAGUCGAUUGUCCAGCAAAGGUGCUCCCCGAAACAAGGCAUCCUCGGACCUCACAGCUGCCGAAUCCCCACACCCGCAGACCGUCGACACGGUCAUCCUUCCGAGAAUUGAGGAGAAACGUCUCGGGACGUCACUGUCUGGUCGUCUGGUGUACUACCCCAAGCCCAUCCCACCGCCGGACGUGCUGCCCAUCACACGAACCAACCAGAACAAGGUGUACCCAAAACUGACGGAUCUGUACGUUGACCCUGACACGUGUCAGAAAGAGCCAGCCCAGCGAUUGGUUGACCAGCACAACCUGAUGGAGGAGACCAAGCUGGUGUUGUACCAUGAGAAGCCCAAGCCUAAACCCAGCGGCCCCAGUAUACACGAGCGGCGGUUCCGGAGAAUGUUGGAGCGAGACAAGACGGCUAGCAGCAAGACCUCUGCUCCGUUCAUAAUCCAUGUUGAAGGGGAUCAGUUCAGAAAGAAGCUGAAACAGACAUUUUCGAUGGCAAAAGCCAUGGCCAAGCUGCAAGGAGAACGCAAAGACUCUGAAGACUCAGCCAUCAGCCAGUGGGGCCAGAUGAAGCCCAAGUCUCGGGGCAAGCAGUACUCCGGACUCCGGUGGGAGAGGGUGAAGACAAUCGUCCACAGCAACCUGGUCUCCCCCCGGGCCGAGGAGAGGAGGGAUGCUGCCAAGCAACUGGGGAUGCUGCGGUGUGGAGACACGAUGGUCUUCUAUGCCCUGAAGGAGAGACUCCACAAGGACGAGGACCAGCGAGUCCAAUAUGAGAGUGCCAAGUCUCUCAUCCUCAUUGGCUGCUGGGAGGAUGAGAUCCUGCAGGUGCUGCUCAAGUACCUGGCUAUCGGCAACACCGAGAUCCGACAGGACCUCAUCAAGACCAUGAUCAACGGGAAAAACGUGCAGUAUGUAGACAAGAACAUGCCAACCUUUCCUGAGCUGGUGAAGAUCUUGAGCCACUUCUGUCGGAACCCUGACCCCGAGGAUCCGAUAUCAUUUGAGGCGGCGGUGCUGCUGGGGCGGUUGUGUGUGGCUGAUGCCAACGGCAAGGAGAAGUUGAAGAAGGCGCUGACCGAGUCCACCGAUUCCCACAUCAAGUCCAAGGCAGUGGAGAUCCUGGUGAAGCAACUGAACUGCACCGACAGCAGCGUCAUCACCAGCGUACAGGACAUCCUCGCAACAUCCAUCGUCUGGAAGCACCGGGAACUGGCAGCCAAGCUCCUUAUCUCCCUUGGCCCUGGGCACCCGUGUGUGAGGGACGACUAUGAGAAGAUUUAUCUGUUGCUGGAGCGACGUCUGUGGGACGACCCGAGCAAGGAGGUGCGGACAGCGGCGGCCAAGGCGUUGACUGCUCUACGGAUGUUUGCCCGGGCCUGUGAGACCAUCGAGAAACGUCUGGAGGACCCUGAAGAGGAGGCAAGGGCAGAGGCAGCCAUUGCUGUGGGUACUCUGGGUAUGAAGAGCGAAAAGUUGACCCGACUCAUGCUGGAGAUGCUGGAGCUGGACUCAAGCGAUUAUGUCCGCCUCAUGAUUGUGAGGUCAUUUGCUGCUCUGCGACUGAUUGACCGGCGAGUGUUACGGACACUGCGAGAGCGGGAGAAGCAGGAGGGACCUCUUGCCAGGAUCCCACGGGACAUUAUAAAGAGAGUCAAAGAAGACCUUAAGAGUUCUUGAAGGGAUAAUGUCAACAGGCUCUCGAUCUGCUACUCCAAAGAUGCUGACCCCCAAUAAUCACCACAGGAGGAUCCCCAAGCUGACUGUGUAGCAACUUGUGACCCCAAUACUCCACCCCCAACCCCUCUGUAGAGGAAGAUCCCCAAGGUGACUCUGUAGCAACUUGUGACCCCAAUACUCCACCCCCAACCCCUCUGUAGAGGAAGAUGCCCAAGCUGACUGUGUAGCAACUUGUGACCCCAAUACUCAACCACCCCCCUCCCCCCCACCCCUCCCUCUCUCUCUCUCACACACACACACACACACACACACAGGAGGAUAGCCAAGCUGACCGUGUAGCAACUUGUGACCCCCAAUAAUCUGCCCCCACCCACCCCCACAGAGGAAGAUCCCCAAGCAACUUGUGACCCCCACCCCACAUAUGUUACCCCCAAAACUCUCCGCCUCAUACACACAUUACCCCCAAUACUCACCCACCACCCACACAUGUGACCCCCACCCCCCACUCACGCAUGUGACCUCCAGCAUGUUCCCUGACAUCUGAAAUGACAACAGAUCUACAGUCUGCCAAAUAUACCUGGAUAACUGGUGUGACCAUGGCCACUGGUUUAACAUUGCCAUUAUUACUUCCGAUACCUGGAUAACUGGUGUGACCAUGGCCACUGGUUUAACAUUGCCAUUAUUACUUCCGAUACCUAGAUAACUGGUGUGACCAUGGCCACUGGUUUAACAUUGCCAUUAUUACUUCCGAUACCUAGAUAACUGGUGUGACCAUGGCCACUGGUUUAACAUUGCCAUUAUUACUUCCGAUACCUAGAUAACUGGUGUGACCAUGGCCACUGGUUUAACAUUGCCAUUAUUUCUUCCGAUACCUGGACAUCAUCUCCAUCCUCCUCACAGCCAGGGUAUAGAUGCAGAUGAGGAACACACCUGUUUCUGUUCGUUGAGAGAGAAACAUUGCUUGAUUUGUUGCAUGGUUCCAGGAUAUUUCUACAAACAGAUUGUUGAUUGUUGGACAACUUAUUGUACAUGCUAUGACGUCCGCUUGCUGUGAUAUUUAACAUUCUACAGAUAUAUAAUUAUCUCUACAUUCUACCCCAGUUAUGAUUUGUACAAAAUGUUACAACAUGUGUUGUGAAACUACUCCCGGUCAUGCCCUGCCAUGUCUCUCCAACAAGCACCUGCCACGUGAACCCUGUUACUCAUCUCUAACUUGUAGCAAUAUCACCUUGAAUCUGCUCAAAUGAUUGUUUUGUUAUCAUAAUAAAACUUUGAUGUAUUU
This is a messenger RNA of Haliotis rufescens (red abalone), 4496 nucleotides long. RefSeq lists its product as uncharacterized. Bases 149 to 3214 code for a protein of 1021 amino acids. The transcript has 28 exons. The record is from RefSeq and is a predicted model, not a curated record. NCBI's taxonomy places the organism in Eukaryota, Metazoa, Mollusca, Gastropoda, Lepetellida, Haliotidae.